AUGCGUCUCAUCCAGUUUGUUUUCUUGGUUGUUUUUGUGCUGUUGCCGUUGGUGUUGGCUGCGGAGGAUUACUAUAAGAUCCUGGGGUUGGAUAAGUCGGCGUCAGAGAGGGAUGUUAAGAGGGCGUACCGGACGCUGAGCAAGAAGUUUCAUCCGGAUAAGAAUCCAGGAGACGAAACCGCGCAGAAGAAAUUCGUCGAAAUCGCAGAAGCCUACGACGUCCUCUCAACCUCAACCACCCGGAAGAUCUACGACCAGUACGGCCAUGAAGGCGUAGAAGAGCACAGACAAGGCGGUACAGCCGGACGACCCGCACACGACCCCUUCGACCUCUUCUCUCGAUUCUUCGGCGGCGGCGGACACUUCGGGCAUGCAGCAGGCCACCGACGCGGACCGGAUAUGGAGCUCCGCGUCGGAAUUCCUCUGCGCGACUUCUACACAGGUCGGGACUUGAGGUUUUCGAUUGAGAAGCAGCAGAUCUGCGAGGCGUGCGAGGGGACGGGCUCUGCGGACCGUGAGGUGAUUACCUGCGACAAGUGUCAUGGACGGGGGAUGGUGAUUCAGAAACACAUGCUUGCGCCGGGAAUGUUCCAGCAGAUCCAGAUGCCAUGCGAUAAGUGCAGGGGGCAAGGGAAGUCGAUUAAGAAGCCGUGCCAAGUGUGUGAAGGACACCGGGUUGUGCAGAACGAUGUGGAGACAUUUGCGACUGUCGAGCCGGGUAUGGAUAAGGGAACACGCAUUGUGUUUGAGAACGAGGCGGAGGAGAGUCCCGAUUGGGUUGCUGGAGAUCUUAUACUUAUUUUGGAGGAGAAGGAGGCUGAAUUGGGCUCGACGGAUGAGCAGCGCACGGAUGGGACGUUCUUCCGGAGAAAGGGCAAGGAUCUUUUCUGGAAGGAGGCGCUGUCGCUGCGAGAGGCGUGGAUGGGUGACUGGUCGCGCAAUAUCACCCAUCUGGAUGGACAUGUGGUUCGUCUGGGCCGGAGUCGGGGUGAGGUCAUCCAGCCUCUAUCCGUCGAGACUGUCAAGGGCGAAGGCAUGCCUUAUUACUCCGAAGGCCAUCUACACGACAGCGACGAUGUCGAUGAGGAGCCAGGGAACCUGUACAUCGAGUAUAUCAUUGUCCUCCCAGACCAAAUGGACAGCGCGAUGGAGAAGGAUUUCCAUUCGCUUUGGGAGAAAUGGAGGCAGAAGAAGGGCGUUGAUCUGGCCAAGGACAGUGGUCGCCCUGUUCCUCCAGAGCCAGCGCGGGAUGAGUUAUGA
This is a messenger RNA of Aspergillus glaucus CBS 516.65, 1260 nucleotides long. Its product is annotated as putative DnaJ domain protein. The record is from RefSeq and is a predicted model, not a curated record. The transcript has 2 exons. Gene Ontology annotation, molecular function: Hsp70 protein binding. Lineage: Eukaryota; Fungi; Ascomycota; Eurotiomycetes; Eurotiales; Aspergillaceae. Gene Ontology annotation, biological process: protein refolding. Gene Ontology annotation, cellular component: cytoplasm. The coding region runs from base 1 to 1260 and encodes 419 amino acids.